Molecule: messenger RNA, 4335 nt
Organism: Notothenia coriiceps (black rockcod)
Lineage: Eukaryota; Metazoa; Chordata; Actinopteri; Perciformes; Nototheniidae
Gene: prox3
Product: prospero homeobox 3
Exons: 7
Coding region: 396-2681 (761 amino acids)
Biological process (GO): regulation of transcription by RNA polymerase II
Cellular component (GO): nucleus
Molecular function (GO): DNA-binding transcription factor activity, RNA polymerase II-specific; RNA polymerase II cis-regulatory region sequence-specific DNA binding
Source: RefSeq, a predicted model, not a curated record
UCCACACUGGGAUCAGCGCGCGAGGAUGAUGCCAGCCAGAGGUAUAUGGAUUGAAACUGCACCGUGACACAACUCGAGUAAAGAGGAGGUGGCUGAUGAGUGAGAGUAAAACUGAGAGAGUUGCGGAACAAAGGACAGAUGAAGAGCGGAGGGAGCAGGAAAUAACCGGAAACUCACCGCUGGUUGCUUCUCUUCUGACCGCACCGAUGUCCGAGGCCCACCCGGUGCCAGCUGAAAAGUGACCGAGGCAAAGCGCACAGGAGCGGCCACAGGAGUGAGGAGCUCCCGCUGACAUCGCUGGAGCUCUUCUCGGUGACUGAGACUUUAUGCGAGGACGUUGCAGCCCGUUUUUAUAACCACUGGAAGCUGCUGGUGACCUGUUUCACUGUCCAGUGAUGGAUUCCCCCACUGAUCUCUUCGAGGACUCUUCCCCCCAGAUUCACGCGUUCGCUCCGUCUCUCAGCUCCACAGAUCUCCCUGCUCCACCCAGUGCAGGGCGCUCUUCUCCAGCCUUCAGACCCCCGGGUUUCCCCCUCAUACACCACCUCCUCCAGCCGGGUGGAGCACCCAGGAGGAUUGGAGGGCAGCUCAACACAAACCUGAGACAACAGGAAGACAGAAACUUGGAGGAGGGCAGAGGAGAGGUGAAGCAAGGGACAGAUGGAGGAGAGGAAGGAGGAAUGGAGGGAGAGGAGAGCUUAAUGGGGUUCAAGAAGAGGCACAACGAUGCUGCGCUUGCGGCCGAGUGGAGUCAAGACGUCCUAAAAGUGAAGAGGAUGAAACUGGAGAGCCGACCAAAAGGCGGAGAGGCAGAGGAAGGAGGCAGGAGGCGAGAGGGAGGGAGGGAAGGAAGGAGGAGAGAAAGGGAGGAGCUGAAGGAGCAGCUGGAUGAGGCGAGAGAGAGACUGCAGGCCCUGCAGGAGAAAGUAUGGAGGGCUUUUGGGGAAAAGCAUAUGGCAGAGGAGGAGGAGAAGAAAGGGAGGUGCAGAAACAGAGAAGAUGGGGGAGAAGAUGCUGGACUGAUGGAGGAGGAGGAGGAGGACAUCACAGAAGGGAUGUACGAUGAGGAGGACAUUGAAGGUGGAGAUAUGGAGAAAGAAGCUUUUUCUCUUCUUUCCGUUUCCCCUUUCGACAGCUUCCACAAACAGAGAGAGGAGCGGCAGAAAGACGGAGAAGGGAGGAUGGAGAAAGGGAGAGGGUUGCACCUGGAGGGCGUGAUGGAGGAGGCGGGGUUGUGGUUGGACUGUGGAGGUCUGGUCAGAGGAGACUGGCAUGGAGGGGUGGAGGAGGAGGGUGAGGAGGGAGGGCAGAAGUUCGCUCAGGCGCUGAAGGUGGAGCUGGGCAGCGCCGUGGCCCGAGUCAUCGACCGAGUCCUCCGCCUUUACACCGAGAUGACGGAUCCUUCCUCUCCUCCUGCCGCCAUCUCCUUUCUCCCGCCGGGAAACGAUGGCGGGAGGGAGAGGGGGGUGUGGAUGGGACUGUUAACACAAGGAAGACGGGAGGAGAAGAUGAGAGGGAACGAGGAGAAGACGGGGAGGCAGGAUGGAGAAAGGGAGAAGCAGCUUCAAAACAGGAGCAGUGGUGCUCCGCCUCACCGCUCUGAACCCUCAGAUCUAUCGAUGCCAUUGGCUCUUCAGAGGUCACCUGACAUACGAAAAGCCCACCCCCUCCUCGGGCCUCCUCUCUCUACUCACCACCCGAACCUCAGAAUUCAUCACCCUUCUCUCUCUCGCCCUCCUCCUCUUUCUCACCCUCCCCUCCUGACUCCAUCUUCACAACCCAAAGACCUCUCCACCUCCUUCCAACCUACCUCCUGUUCCUCUUCUUCUUCCUCUUCUUCCUUCCCUGCGCCUCCCCCUCCACCUCCUCCUCCCCCCCUCCCUCUCCCCCUUCUCCACUACUCCAUGCAGCAGCUCUUCUCUCGCUCCCUCCACCACCAUCAGCUCCCCCACCUGCCCCCGUCCCGCAAGGACUACUUGAACUCUGACCCUUUCUUGGAGUUCUCGUCUCACCCCUCGUCUCACCCCUCUUUCCCACCGCUCCCCUUGCUCGGUCACCUGGACCCCUCCCUCGCGCGCCACGCUCACGGGGGCAGAGAGAGGGGGAUGAGGGGUGACGGGGGGAUGAGAGGAGGAGGGAUGGACGGAGGAGAGCUCUACCUGACUGCUGGAGGAGUUUACACCCAGGAGGGAUUGUCUCCUUGCCACUUGAAGAAAGCUAAGCUCAUGUUCUUCUACGCCCGCUACCCCAGCUCCAACACACUCAAGACCUACUUCCCUGAUGUCAAGUUUAACCGCUGUGUGACCUCGCAGAUGAUCAAAUGGUUCAGUAACUUCAGAGAGUUCUUCUACAUCCAGAUGGAGCGCUUUGCACGGCAGGCUGUCCGCGAGGCUCUCACCCGGGAUGGUGCGCCUCGUGUGAGCAGAGAGGGUCAGCUGCGAGUGGGCCGUGAUACGGAGCUUUACCGCAUACUGAACAUGCACUACAACAAAAGCAAUGUCUACCAGGUCCCAGAGAGGUUUAUCGAGAUAUCCGAGGUGGCUCUGAGGGAGUUUUACUCUGCCAUCUGGACCGGCAGAGACAGCGACCCCUGCUGGAAGAAAGGCAUUUAUAAAAUCAUCUGUAAGAUGGACAGUCCCGUACCAGACGCCUUCAGGCUGCCUGGCUGUCCCAUCGGCUGAGGAUCAAACCACUGUCAUCUGGUACAUGUAUACAAACGCAUGCAUAAAACACAAACUCACUACAAGAGGAGCAUUUUAUUAAAGCAUUCUCAAUCCCAUACUGUGAGAACUGGUAAUCAAUUCUACAAUUUCAUUCAUUUUGAAGAAAAACAAAAGAGUAUUUAAUGUGCAUGUACAGAGACAUACAUGCUCAAAAACACGCACACACACUGGGUGAACACUGACACUCAGUGCUGUGAUAAGAGUCUUGUGACCGCACUUACGGAGGAACGUGACCGUACCAUUGAAUUACAACGGGACAGAACCAUUUCCAAACAUUCCUCACCAGUCAGCUGACUCGUGAAUUCCCAGUGCUGCUAAACGGGCUUGAAAGAACUGUCAAGAAAAUAAGAGUUUCUGCGGCCACAGAACUGGAAUACACUGAUUUAAUCACAAGGGAAUCAUGGAGAUAUGUUUACUUGCUGUGUUAACAUGUAAUACAUCAUUAAUCCUCUUGAGUAUAUAGUAUGCAUUCCUUCGCAGUCUCUUGCAGAUGAUUGCGUUUUACAAGACCAUUCAAUGCAUCCCUCAGUAAUCAAAUGUACUGCUGACCAAUGUUUACCAAGCUGCACAAGUACUUGUUGCAAGACAAAGAGACCACAACCUAAGCACAUUUUCUCUCAGAUUAGGGGCCCCAUUCUCCUCAUCAUUUCUAUUUCAAAGAGAGCAGUCUCAAACAUCUACAUUCCUGUUAAACAUUUUCCUGAUAAAAAAAGUAGUAAUGUGUGAUUAGCAGUUUCUCACUCCCACAUCAUUUCGAUGCUGCUCUCCCUCAGGGGUGUAGACAGAACAUUAAAUGUGAUUUUUUUUUUUGCUUGAAAAUGAACAGUUAUUGUUGCCUUGUGUGUGGGCUUCUCUGGAGUAUCAGAAUUACACUUGUAUUUAAUUAGUGAGUUUACAUUUUGGUUUAAUUUUUCCAUGUCUUUGAGAAUGCUUUCCCUUUUUUUCAACAACACAAGGCUUUUAUAUUUGCAUUUAUUCAAAUGUAAAGGAAAAGAUGGGGACCAAUCUUAAUUAAUGUUGCAUAAUAUAUUACAAAUGUUUUGGGAAUUGUAAGAUUUUCCACUUUUAGCGACCUAUCAGGGCAGUGGUUUCAGUCAGUUGUGCUUGUAUAUCCAUCUCUUUGUUCAGUAUGGAAUAAUUAUAUAGCUUUUGUACAUGAUGGCACAAUGUAAUCUAAAUGUAAUUAAAAUUCUGCAAAAAGAAGGCCAAUAUAUUGAAUUUAAAAUAGUUAAAUUAAUGUUUUGUUGUUAACUUGAUGUUAUCUUAAUGUUUAAAUAUUCACUUUUUAUUUCCUUAUGUGAUUCUUAUUGCACAGUUAUUAUAUAUGGACAUAUGUUUCCCAAAGGUAUUACAGAAACUUUUACUAUUUACUGUAUGUCAUGACUCUUUUAUGGAGAGGAAACGUGUUGACUGACUGCUAUUUGUGACGUGUUUCAGUGCAUGUUUCCUACAUCACAUUUUGUAUUGUGAUCUCUUCUGUUUCCGUCAUUGGUUUUAUUGGUCUCUCUUUUAUAUUGUACAUAAUAUUAUUCUAUUGUUUAGAUCUGUGCCUCAUUCAGACUUGAAUUGACGUGAUUUUUGGUGUUUAAACUUAUCAGUGAAUUAAAGUGAU